Molecule: messenger RNA, 1379 nt
Organism: Tetranychus urticae (two-spotted spider mite)
Lineage: Eukaryota; Metazoa; Arthropoda; Arachnida; Trombidiformes; Tetranychidae
Product: RNA-binding protein 47
Molecular function (GO): RNA binding
Source: RefSeq, a predicted model, not a curated record
ACUUCUUUGUUCUUUGUUGCUUCCAUUAGUUGACUUUGUUCACUUGAUUUGACGCCACCUAUUGUUUCAAUUAAUUUGCUGAAAGGGAGCUAAGGGUUGAGGGAGUCUAAGGGUCGACUGAGCUUGAAGGUGUGAAAACGGUUGGAUCGUUUGCUCAUGUUUUUGUCUUACAAAAUAAAUCAACAAGUCAAGAAGCUACUCAUUGCGAACAACUUUUGCUUGAAGAGUAUUCUCUUGUUUUCUUUUGCAUUCUGCAUUUUGCAUUUUUUUAACCAAAUCAUCACCAUUUUUAACAAGUGACUAAUUUUAACAAACAAUGGACGCGAAACCUAAUUUAACCGAUGACAAUAACUUGAAUCAAAGACUUUAUGAAUUAAUGGAGCGAACAGGUUAUAAUAUAAUCCUUGCUAAUGGUCAAAGGCGUUUUGGACCACCACCAAAUUGGAUGUCGGGUGAACCACCUCGAGGCUCAGAAGUGUUCAUUGCUAGGAUUCCUCGCAGUUUUAGUGAAUUGGACAUUUUACCAAUUUUUGAACGAAUGGGUAAGGUUUACAUGCUUCGAAUGAUGCUCAACUUUUCCACCACCAAUAGAGGAUUCGCUUUUUUGAAGUACACUUCUCCAUCAAUGGCUGAAAGAGCUGUCCAAGAGUUGAACAAUUACGAGGUUGAGGAAAUUACAAAGGAAGGAAUUCGUAAAGUAAAACUUGGUGUUGUCAGGUCAUUCGACAGGAAUGCACUUUCAAUGCAUCCAAUUCCUGUUAAGAUAAGCUUGCAUGAUGUUUUGGACCUUUUAUAUGGAAACGAUAUUGAUGACUCUUGUUUAGUUGCUGUCAAAAAGGAACUCCUGAGUGAUGCCAAUUACAAAGUUAUCAUUGAAUUCGAUGAACAUCGAAGUGCUGCUUUAGCUCGUCGAAAGCUUCUUCCACUGCGAAACCGAUGGGGUGGUCAUCUAGUUAUCGACUGGUAUCCUCCUGAACCUAAACAGAGCAAAGCAACUCCAAACAAUUCAAGAAUUGUAAGACGAUUCAAUAAAAUUUUUCAUGCUUGAUUACUUGAAACUCAUUUAUUUACAAAAUAUUCUUCACCUUAAUUUGCGUGUUUACUUAUGAAAUUGAAAGCUGUUGAAAAAAAACAUUAGUUUAGGAGAAAUAGUUAUUAAAUGCAAAUAGUAGUUAUCUAAGGAAAAAGAUGUAGAUUUGGUUUCUUUAACGGUUUUGUUUGAAAAGAGAAGAAAGCGAAAAAUAUGGCCUAUCUUUAAAUAAACAGUUGUCUUAAUUAUCAGAAAUGUCCUCAUCGAAAUCUCUAUCUCUAUUAUCUCCACCAUCGAGAGUAGCCACAGAUUCAACUUCAUUUUUAUCUUGUAACCGAGGAUCUUGUCU